Molecule: messenger RNA, 4644 nt
Organism: Salvelinus fontinalis (brook trout)
Lineage: Eukaryota; Metazoa; Chordata; Actinopteri; Salmoniformes; Salmonidae
Exons: 3
Coding region: 2921-4369 (482 amino acids)
Molecular function (GO): catalytic activity
Source: RefSeq, a predicted model, not a curated record
GUUGGUGUUAUCGUGCGUGUAUCUGUGGUUGCGUGCUGCCUGUGCCCUCGGUCGAUCCAAAGCAAAUUCUCCAUCAACUGCAGUUUCUCUUCAGGAUGUCAGGCAGAAGAGUAGUGGUGUUCUCUUCAGCAGCAGAGCUUGGUCCAACUCUGGCUCACCUGGUAGCAUUUCGGGCUGACAAGGCCCUGUUGGACCAUGGCCGGUUCUCCCUGGGCCUCUCAGGGGGCAGCCUGGUGCCCAUGCUCAGCAAGGAGCUGCCCGUCCUGCCAGACCUGGACUGCAGCCACUGGCUAGCAGGUUUCUGUGAUGAGAGGCUGGUUCCCUUUGACGAUGGAGAGAGUACCUAUGGACUGUACAAGAAUCGGUUGUUCUCCUAAAUCAACAUCCCAGACAGUGGGGUCCUGACGAUUGACCCCUCUUUAUCUGUACAGGAGUGUGCUGAGGAUUAUGCCCGCAAACUGAAGGAGGUACACACACACACACAUAUACACACACACACACAUAUACACACACACAGUUCAUUUAUCACUUGUAUGGUUAUGAAACAAAGUAAAGUUAUGACAUGAAACACAGAGAUAUUAUAGUCUAUUUUGGUAUUAAAGGCAGACUCAGCGAUAUGACGUAGAUGCAGAAAGUAAACAGCACAGUGGGUCAAUUUCCGCAACAACUAAGAGUGUUGAAUCGCAAGACUCAACUUCUCUGCUGAUUCGGUGCCCUGUCUACCACGCUGUGAACAGUGUGCAGGGAACCCGUGCAGAUACUUUGUGCGACCGCGUGGGAGCGAAGUGUUGCAUCUCGCUCAUCUCAAUACCUCCAGUGCUGCUUGUGGCAACGUCAUUUCACUGAGUCCUGAAAGGAGGAUAUCUCUGUGUUUGAUCUGUUUUGCUGCUGGACAUGGGGCCUGAUGGACACACCUGUUCCAUCUUCCCAGACCAUCCCCUGCUGUAGGUGAGCACAGUCUACAGCCCAGUUUCAGGUCGUCUUUAUUGCACUGUAGCCUCAUUGUUGACUCCUAGGUUGUCUUUUUUUGCAGUCGCGUUGCACUGUUUAUCAAAUCUCACAACGCCUGGAGAAGUGUUUAGCAUGUUUUAUGAUAAAGCAAUCUUCUUUAGACGACCUGGAACGCCACCUGUAUCACUCACUAGGUUGUAAUUCUGGUAUCAAAGGAGCUAAAACGGAUAAUUAUUUACAUCAAUGUUACUAAUACGUCUCCUUUUUUUUUUAUCCAUAUGGUCUUGUGAUGAUCAGAUCAUGACAUUACAUCUGUUCUCCAUGAGGGUUAAAAAACGUUAAAGGCAUUGCUUGGUCUGGGUGUAAUUAAAGCUGUUAGGUACUAUUCUCAUCAGAUAGUCUUUCAUGAAGGAAGGACUGUCUUCUGUUAUGGGAGAUCAGAAAACCCUCAGCAUACAUGUCCCAAGCAGCCGCCCUCUCCCAGUUUCAUGUUAUCUGAACUGGAAAUGAGCCAUAACCACUCUACAGUUAGUUAAAUACAAAUAUUUAGGUUUAGCACAUGUAAGGGAAGACGUUCAUGUUGACACAAACAUAAUGUAUUGUAGUGCAAAGCCAUGAAUGCAUGAUUGCAAAUUACUGUCAGACCGACAUAUGGGGCUUUUAACCAUGUUAGAAAAUCUCACACCACUUCACACACCCAUUGUUAAAAAUCCCCCUGGGAACCCAGCCUUCAGUCUAUCAUAAUUAGAACAUCUUUUAAAGACACUUAUAGAUAAUAUGCAGUAAGUUAAAAUAUGGAUUCAGAGGUUUGGGGCUAUAAAUGAAUGUAUAGCCAGUAUUUUGUGGCGUCUCAGUGUAAGGUUUAAAAAAAUUGUCUUUAGAUUCUUCCUUUCAGUUAAUUCAAGUCUGGUUCUGACCAGUAGUGUGUUUAUUUAAUGUGUUCCGUCACACACAUGUAUACACCUGUCCUGCCAUGCAUGUGUUGUUUUAGUCACUCCACUGGCUAUGUAUGGACCGUUCUUGUGUUUUGGUUUUACUCCUCUUUUAGGAAACCUAGAAAAUUGUGGCCCCAAUCGGUGACUCGCCCAAGCCCCCACCACAACGUGUGACCAUGACAUUUCCCAUGGUGAACUUAGCCCACUGUGUGGUCUUUGUGUCAACAGGGGGCAGCAAAGCACCAGUGCUAAAGGUACUGUAUCCUAUCCUCCAAACUGGCAUCCUCUCUGACGCAAUAAUAUCUCACCCUGAUCCUAACCUAUUAAGCAUCAAGAAAUGUCACUAUGAAGACUUGAUUCAGGUUAUUUGUAUUUAUGUUUACCUGUAAUUUACUGUUUAAAAAAAUAUAUAUCACAAAAAUAGAUCUCACUGUAAAACAGUAAUGCAUUGAGAGCAUUUCUGUGGUUGUUGUUAACACUACGAGAAGUGAGCUUUUCCUUUCAAGUGCUGGAGGGUGGUGAAGGCCCGGCCCUACCUGCAGCCAGAGUGGUCCUCAGCCACGGUGAGCUGUUCUGGCUCACAGAUGAACCGGCCACUGCUUCCUUGACACUCCAAAUGGAGAGACCACGCUCUGCAGCAAAACUCUACAGACCAAAGAGAAGGACAAAAAGGAGCUCAAAAACUCAACACCCACAGAGAAAAAUGUACAGGAUAUCAUUGAACAAUCCUGUUUCUAUUUGACAGUGUUAUGUUUUAGGCAUGAGAUUAAACCCUACCUAUCAGGGAAAUGGGAUUUAAGGGAAUUAAUGAAUGAAUAGGAAAAACAUUGGAUUGUUUACACAACAGUUGUAGAACGGUGCUGAAUGUAUGUAUAAUGAUGGGGAAACCAUUUGAAGUAGUUGCUGCAUGAUUCAUUCCAGAGGAAACGGUGUAAUGUCAUAAUAAUACAAAUAGUUUUACGGUUAAAGUUUCAGGGUUCUUUAGUGUGUACUAUACCUCUCUCAUCAUUACUCAAUGCCUAGGUUUACCUCCAAUGUACUCACAUCCUACCUUACCUUUGUCUGUACACUAUGCCUUGACUCUAUGCUAUCGUGCCCAGAAACCUGCUCCUUUUACUCUCUGUUCCGAACGUGCUAGACGGCCAGUUCGUAUAGCAUUUAGCCGUACCCUUAUCCUACUUCUCCUCUGUUCCUCUGGUGAUGUAGAGGUUAAUCCAGGUCCUGCAGUGGCUAGCUCCACUCCCACUCCCCAGGUGCUCUCAUUUGUUGACUUCUGUAACCGUAAAAGCCUUGGUUUCAUGCAUGUUAACAUUAUAAGCCUACUCCCUAAGUUUGUUUUACUCACUGCGUUAGCACACUCUGCCAACCCGGAUGUCUUAGCCGUGUCUGAAUCCUGGUUUAGGAAAACCACCAAAAACCCUGAAAUCUCCAUCGCUAACUAUAACAUUUUCCGCCAAGAUAGAACUGCCAAAGGGGGCGGUGUUGCAAUCUACUGCAAAGAUAGCCUGCAGAGUUCUGUAUUACUAUCCAAGUCUGUACCCAAACAAUUCGAGCUUCUACUUCUAAAAAUGCACCUUUCCAGAAACAAGUCUCUCACUGUUGCUGCUUGCUAUAGACCUCCCUCUGCCCCCAGCUGUGCCCUCGAUACCAUAUGUGAAUUGAUUGCCCCCCAUCUAUCUUCUGAGCUCGUGCUACUAGGUGACCUAAACUGGGACAUGCUUAACACUCCGGCCAUCCUACAAUCUAAGCUUGAUGCCCUCAAUCUCACACAAAUUAUCAAUGAACCUACCAGGUAUAACCCCAAAUCCGUAAACACGGGCACCCUCCUAGAUGUCAUCCUAACUAACUUGCCCUCCAAAUACACCUCUGCUGUUUUCAAUCAAGAUCUCAGUGAUCACUGCCUCAUUGCCUGCAUCCGUAAUGGGUCUGCGACCAAACGACCACCCCUCAUCACUGUCAAACGCUCCCUAAAACACUUCAGCGAGCAGGCCUUUCAAAUCGACCUGGCCGGGGUAUCCUGGAAUGACAUUGACCUCAUCCCGUCAGUAGAUGAUGCCUGGCUAUUCUUUAAAAGUGCCUUCCUCACCAUCUUAAAUAAGCAUGCCCCACUCAAAAAAUGUAGAACUAGGAAUAGAUAUAGUCCUUGGUUCACUCCAGACCUGUCUGCCCUUGACCAGCACAAAAACAUCCUGUGGCGUUCUGCAUUAGCAUCGAAUAGCCCCCGUGAUAUGCAGCUUUUCAGGGAAGUUAGGAGCAAAUAUACACAGGCAGUUAGGAAAGCUAAGGCUAGCUUUUUCAAACAGAAAUUUGCAUCCUGUAGUACUAACUCAAAAAAGUUCUGGGACACUGUAAAGUGUCACGUUCCUGACCUGUUUUCUGUUGUUUUGUAUGUGUGUGAUGGUCAGGGCGUGAGUUUUGGGUGGGCAGUCUAUGUUUUCCGUUUCUAUGUUGGUUUUGGGUUGCCUGGUAUGGCUCUUAAUUAGAGGCAGGUGUUUUGCGUUUUCCUCUAAUUGAGAGUCAUAUUAAGGUAGGUUGUUCUCACUGUUUGUUUGUGGGUGAUUGUCGCUGUGUCUGUGUAUUUUGCACCACAGGGUACUGUCUCGUCUCGUUCGUUCGGUCAUUCCUGUUUAUGUGUUCCUCAUUUCAUGUAAGUUCAUAGUUUAGGUCUGUCUUGUUCGUUUUGUUAUUUUGUAAAUCAUUUCAAGUGUAUUUCGUUUCGUGUUUUUCCGUCUUGUCAAUAAACAUUAUGUAUUCAUCA